CAGUGAGUCGCACUCCGCCUUUGUCCAGAGGGGAAACUGAGGCCCGGCGAGGUCAGGGGGCCGGUGGGUUCUGCGAGGAUCGGGUUUCCUCCUUUCCUCCCCCAUCAGAGCCUGGCUGUUUCAUCCAUCCAUUCAUCUAUCCGCCCACUCACCCACCCAGCUUGCCAGCCAACCCCUGCGGGGGAGCUAUGGUCAGGGCCAGUUUGAGGAGAGUGUUGAGCUGUGGGGCUUCAGGGCUUUCCCUGGAAGUGGGGAGAGGUGGGAGAGUGUUCCCUGCUGAGGGGACGCUGGCGCGACUGGGUUAGGGCGAGGAGUUCACUUUUCUGAGAACUGAUAGAUUCAUGGAUAGGAAGUGGGGAAGAUGAGGAUGGACAGAGAGCCGAGGCCAGACCUGCUGGGUCUCGUGGGCUGAGGUGAGGAGGGUGUGGUCUCCAUCUGGGGCAGUGGUGAGCCCUGGGAGGGUUUGGAGCAGGAAGGGACAUCCCAGAUGUUUUUGGACAAAGAUCCCUAUGGCCUUUCCUCUUUGCCCCAUGCAGUUCAGAGGAUAGAAACCCUAAGAUGUGAUGGGCUUGUGCCCUUUUCAGGGGAGAUCCAUGACCCCCUGAACCUGGACUGUUUAUAUCUUUCACCUUCUCCCUGGAACAAGUAAAUCGGCUCCCCCAGCUGAAGUCACAUCUUAACCCUGAUGACGGGCACCUCCAUCUCCAAGCCAGUCCUGAGUGUCCGAUUCCUUCUGGGUGUCUCUGUAAGAGAGAGGGGGCGACCAGGAACAGAGGUGCUUUAGAGAAGGAGGCCAGGGAAGUGCCCUCUGAGGAGGUGAUUUUUGCGGCCAAGACUUGAAAGAGCAAGCCAUGGGGUUGUAUUUGGGAAGAGCAUUCCUCAUAGAGGGAACAGCCAAUGCAAAGGCCCUGAGGCAGGAUGGUGACUGGCUGGUUCCAAUGAACAGUGAAGAGGCUGGUGUGGCAAAGCAGAGUGAGCAAGAGGGGCUGGUCCAAGCAGAGCCCUUUUGGUCACCAAGGCUUUUGUUCCAAGUGAAACAGGCAGGGUUUUCAGUAGGGGAAGAAGAUUGCUGCAGUGGUUCAGGUGAGCUAGAUGAUGACCUGGACCAGGUGGUGGCUAUGGAGAUGGAGAAGAGGGGGCAGGGCCAGGGGCAUCACCACUGGCUCUUCGAACAAAGACACCGUUGGGGAAAUGGGUGUGACUGGGGUGCGACUGUGGGCCGGGCCUGUGCCGGCCACCCUCUCUCCCGCUGCAGGCCCAGGGAGGGCCAUGAAGGUACUGUUCCUCGCGGGGCUGGGAGCCCUGUUCUUUGCCUAUUAUUGGGAUGACAACUUUGACCCAGCCUCCAGGGAGCCCGUGUGCUGCUGACUGGAGCCAGUGUGGGCGUCGGGGAGGAGCUGGCAUAUCACUAUGCGCGCCUGGGCUCCCACCUGGUGCUCACUGCCCACACCGAGGCUCUCCUGCAGAAGGGCUAUGGGUGGUGUCUCAUAGGGCGCGGGGGGCGGAGCCUCAAGGACAGCUCCGGACUGAUGGGCCUCUCCGGGCCAGGAGGGCUGGACUACCUGGUGCUGAACCACCUCGGCGCCGCCCCAGCAGGCACGCGGGCCCGCAGCGCCCAGGCGACACGCUGGCUCAUGCAGGUGCUCCGCCCCUCCGCGGCCCCGGCUCCGCCCUCCCUCCAGACUCCGCCCUCCCGCCAGACUCCACCCUCUCACCUUUCCCCUCUCGGGCCCCGCCCCUCCCAGCUCCAGACCCCAUCUUUCCUGGUUCUAGGCUCCGCCCUCUUGACCUUGGCUCCGCCCCGGGCUGGUGUUCCCCCUCUUCUAUUCGGAACUCCGCCCCAGUCCUCGAGCCCUGCCCCUACACACCAAGGCCCCGCCCCCAGGCUCUAGGCUCCGCCCCUGCCCCUUCUGGCCUUCGGUUCCUCCUCCGCCCGGUGACUCGCAGUCGCCACCUCCAGGUGAACUUCCUGAGUUACAUGCAACUGACUUCGUCGGCGCUGCCGAGUCUGACUGACAGCAAGGGCUCCCUGGUGGUGGUGUCCUCGUUGCUAGGCCGUGUGCCCCCGUCCUUCUCCAGCCCCUACUCGGCGGCCAAGUUUGCGCUGGGUAGCUUCUUCGGCUCUCUCCGGCGGGAGCUGGACGUGCAGGACGUGAACGUCGCCAUCACCAUGUGCGUCCUGGGCCUCCGGGAUCGCGCCUCGGCCGCCGAGGGAGUCAGGGGCGUCACGAGGGCCAAGGCGGCCCCAGGGCCCAAGGCAGCCCUGGCCGUGAUUCGUGGCAGUGCCACGCGUGCCUCCGGCGUCUUCUACCCGUGGCGCUUCCAUCUGCUCGGCCUGCUUCGCGGCUGGAUGCCACAGCCAAGGGCCUGGUUCAUCCGCCAGGAGCUCAACAUCACGACCCCCGCUGCUGCCUGAGCCCCUGGGCUUAAUGCCCCUUCGUCUUCCCAGAAGAAGACCCUCCAGCCAAUCGUCCUGGAGCCCGGACACACACCGAGACACCUCUGAGUGGGUGGCCAAGGGCCAAAAGAAAGUCAUCAAGACAGAAAAGUGAACCUGAGAAAAACUACCAGCACCUGAAAACAAU
Molecule: messenger RNA, 2585 nt
Organism: Physeter macrocephalus (sperm whale)
Lineage: Eukaryota; Metazoa; Chordata; Mammalia; Artiodactyla; Physeteridae
Gene: HSD11B1L
Product: hydroxysteroid 11-beta dehydrogenase 1 like
Exons: 5
Coding region: 1325-2416 (363 amino acids)
Cellular component (GO): intracellular membrane-bounded organelle
Molecular function (GO): oxidoreductase activity
Source: RefSeq, a predicted model, not a curated record